Molecule: messenger RNA, 2027 nt
Organism: Neltuma alba
Lineage: Eukaryota; Viridiplantae; Streptophyta; Magnoliopsida; Fabales; Fabaceae
Product: (3S,6E)-nerolidol synthase 1-like
Exons: 7
Coding region: 14-1771 (585 amino acids)
Biological process (GO): terpenoid biosynthetic process
Molecular function (GO): terpene synthase activity; magnesium ion binding
Source: RefSeq, a predicted model, not a curated record
UUGCUUAUUCGCCAUGGCACCCUGUCAGCUUUACACCCUAAAGUCGCCAUUUUUUCUGAAGCAAAUCUCAGAUAUUCCAAGAAACAACCCCAGAGGAACUCAUUUCUCAAACUCUGCUUCCAUGAAUAAAGCCGUUUCCAUUAUUUCCAUGCAACAGAACAUCACUCAUUCAAAAUCAACGUUAAAUGAUGACAUUCAUAUCAGACAUGCAAAAGAAUUGAAGAACGUUAAGAAAAUCUUCUUUGAAAAAGCAAAAGAGAGAUCAGUGGAUGGUUUAUAUAUGAUUGAUAUGAUUCAAAAGCUUGGGAUUGAACACCACUUCGAAGAGGAGAUUCAAGAAGCUGCUCGGAAACACUAUCUGAAGCUUGGAACUCACAGCUAUUAUAACACAGAUCAUAAUCUUCAGCUCUCUGAAGUUGCACUUCAAUUUCGCUUGUUAAGACAACAACUUUGUGAUAUAGAUACGGGCGUGUUUGGGAACUUCAUGGACAAGAAGGGAAAGCUGAGGCAGAAAUUCUGGGGAGACACUGAAGGGCUGAUUGAACUGUUCGAAGCUUCACAGUUAAGUAUGGAAGGAGAAGAUGAUCUUCAUGAAGCUGGGAACUUUACAUGUCAUCUUCUAAGUUCAAGAUUCCAUGAUCAUCAUGAAGCUAAUGUUAUUGCAAAUACUCUCAAGUACCCAAUCCACAAAAGUUUGCCCAGGUUUACCCCCAGAAAUUUCCAUUUUUCAAAUUCCCAACUUAACAACGGGUGGUUAAUGCCUCUAGAAAACCUGUCCCAUAUCAAUACACAAAUUGCUAACUCAAUCAACCUGAAGGAGAUAUAUGCAGUGUCUAAGUGGUGGAAAGAGCUAGGUUUGGCCAAGGACUUUAAGUUUGCUAGAGACGAGCCGAUAAAGUGGUACAUGUGGUCCAUGGCAUGCCUCACGGAUCCUAUCUUUUCAGAAGAAAGGAUCGAACUCACAAAGCCCCUAUCUCUGGUAUACAUAAUUGAUGAUAUAUUUGAUGUUUAUGGAAGUUUGGAUGAACUCAGUGUCUUUGUAGAUGCUGUUAAGAGAUGGGAUUUGGGAGCAACUGAGCAAUUACCAGACUACUUGAAAGCUUGCUUCAAGGGCCUCUAUGAUAUUACCAAUGAAUUUUCCAUUAGGGUCCAAAACAAACAUGGAUGGAAUCCUGUAAAAACAUUAAUCAAAUCGUGGAUAAGAUUGUGCAAUGCCUUUUUGGAAGAAGCCAAAUGGCUCAGUUCAGGGAAGUUACCAAAUAGUGAGGAGUAUUUAGAGAACGGGAUUGUGAGCACAGGGGUGGAUGUGUGCCUUGUGCACGCAUUCUUCAUGUUAGGUGAAGGCAUUACCAAUGAAACUUUGGUUCUCAUGGAUGGCUUUCCACCUUUGGUAUCCUCCACAUCCACAAUUCUCAGGCUCUGUGAUGAUUUAGAAGGUGCAAAGGACAAUGAUCAAGUUGGUAAAGAUGGAUCCUAUCUUACCUGUUACAUGAACGACCACCCAGGAGUUUCUGAGGAAGCCGCAAGAGAACAUAUCAAACAUAAGAUCUCGGAUGCAUGGAAAUGUCUCAACAAAGAAUGCUUCACUCCAACAAAUCCAUUUCCCUUGUCUUUUGCUAAAGUUUGUUUGAAUGCUGCGAGGAUGGUGCCUAUAAUGUAUAGUUACGAUAACUGUAGCCCAUCAAGGCUAGAAGAGCAUGUAAAAUCUUUGCUUUAUGGUGAUGGGCUCAGAGAGAUGAUACAGCAGAAAGAUCAGACCCUUGUAUUGUGAAAAUAAUGGGGCAUUACUUUUUAUUAUCACACUAGUUAUAUCUAGGGGUGUCUAGGUGGAAACCAAACUAUGGUUUUAAAAGUGAUUUUAUAAUAUAUAAGGUGACUAUGUAAGGAGAGUUUUGUUUCAAUUUGUGUAAAUGUGCUUUUUAAAAAUAGUUGUGUAUGGUCUUUUAUAAUUUGUAUAAUUUUAGGGAGACAGACAAGAGUUGAGUCCAAGGAGACUUGUUACUAAUAAAAGUCUAUUUCUUUUUAUC